Messenger RNA from Cyprinodon variegatus (sheepshead minnow), 3194 nucleotides. RefSeq names its product LIM domain containing 2 (gene limd2). Gene Ontology annotation, molecular function: actin filament binding. NCBI's taxonomy places the organism in Eukaryota, Metazoa, Chordata, Actinopteri, Cyprinodontiformes, Cyprinodontidae. The coding region runs from base 190 to 534 and encodes 114 amino acids. Gene Ontology annotation, cellular component: plasma membrane; actin cytoskeleton. Gene Ontology annotation, biological process: actin filament bundle assembly. The record is from RefSeq and is a predicted model, not a curated record. The transcript has 4 exons.
UGUUGUAUUGAAAACCGAGACGAGGAGCGGAGCAGAGGGCAGAAACUCGCCGGUAACCACUCUAACCCCCCAUUACAAUUAUUUCCAGGCAAGAAGAAAACAAUAACAAUAAUUUAACAAAUAUUAUCAGACUAGCGUCAGAGCCAGGAGAGUUUGCUUUAACCCAGUGGACCGCAACAAGAAGCACAGAUGGACACCAGAACCAACAAUGAGGAAAAAUCUGUCCAGAGAUCUAAGUCUUUCAGCUUCAAGACCCAAAAAGAAGUGUGCGCAUCAUGUGAGAAGACAGUCUACCCAAUGGAGAGAUUGGUUGCCAACAACCUGGUUUUCCAUUCAGCAUGCUUCUGCUGCAAGCACUGCAAAGCCAAACUGAGCCUUGGCUCCUUUGCAGCUCUUCAAGGCGAGUUUUACUGCAAGCCCCACUUCCAGCAGCUUUUUAAAAGCAAAGGGAACUACGACGAGGGUUUUGGACGCAAGCAGCACAAAGAGCUCUGGAGCUCCAAGGAGUCCGAUAAUAUAACAAAGUCACCAUGAUCUCGCCUGCCUUUUUUUUUGUCCUUUCGAACACCUCCAGCAUGUUGCAAUGAACACAUGCCUCAUAUACUGGGGCCCAGUUAAUUCGACCACACACUCACAUGCUUUUCAAAAUGCCAUCCGUACAGACACAUGCACAAAAAGCUUAGAAAUGACCCAUAGCAUCAAAAUGUGUGGACAUACUGUACAUUUUACCAAUAACCUUUUUUUUUUAGAUCUUAUUUUCCAAUUUCUUCGUGGGAUUGGUAAUUGAUUGUGACCAAAAUAUUUCCCUGAUAUGGGGAGCGCAUCACAAUGUAUUUUAGAUUUUCUUUUUUUUUCUUUGACUCAUAAUAAUAAUUUGCACCAUUUUUUAAUAUUUUAUCACAACCUCAGGCAUUUCAGAAGAGUUUCAGAGCAUCAAAUGUUUGAAAUAGAGCAUGCACUCAGGUCAAUUUUUACCCUAUGAUUACGGAAAUAUGUAGAUUCCAACCAAUAUAACAACAGAAAUGUAUAUCAUCCAUUACAGUGGUACGCUGUCAGACAAAUUUUUCUGCUUCAAAUGUUCAGGAACAAACAGGGUACAGAGUACUGUAUAAUAACCAUGCACAUUGGCAACAGCUCACCUCAUGUUUUCAUUCUUGUAGUUACAUUUAUUGAUAUUCAAUUCAUUCCCUUCAUGUUUUUAAAUUACAAUUCUCAGUCUUAUCCUUGCAUGUUAGUAUGACUGGGUCUUAAUAGCCUUACCUUUUGACUGUAAUCAUGUCCUGUGUUGUGAAUGGUUUUGUUUCAUGAAUGCACAGCAGUCUGUAUCUAAAGGUAAAAGGAUGAGAUCCUUUGUGCUUUUAUUGUUGGAAUUGUAAAUGAUUUCUGAACUUGUGUUUUGUAUGUUAUCUGUACAUAGAGCCGUGGUUCGUGAUUGUUGACUUUUCCCCAACCUUACUGUACCCCCACUUUGCACAGACAAACAGUUACCAAACAUGAUGUUAAAAAACACAAGAAAAUUGAGGCCUUGUCUGUUGUAUAUAAAAACAGACAAGAAAAUGUUGCUCCUCUGUUGUUUGAGGCAUGUUAGUCAUUGAUAGUCUUGUGAAGAUUGUGAUUGUUAAUCCUAAAUUCUAAAAGAAUCAGUCUACUCUAUGUUAAUUCAUAAAGAUGUGUAUGAAGCCUUUUGGGUAAGAGAGAAAACAUCUUCAGGAAGUGAGGAAAAAGUUCAAUUACAUUUUCUUAAAGUACUUAGGAUUAUGUGGCAUUCUUACAUUUAGAUAGUUUGUACAGACAUGGUUUCUUGUUUUAUCACUGUGCUCACUUCCUAUUACUCUUUCCAUCUAAAAAAAGGUGGACUAGAUUCACUUUUGUAUUAUUGCCUUUUUUCUUCACAUUUUUUUUUUACUUUGUUUCAUAAUUAAUAAGCAGUUUAGCAAGUGGACCUAAUCAUAAAAUGCUAGUUUUGCAGCCUUUUGAUGGAGAGUUUGGAUCCUGUGAUCUAGACGUGAAUCUUGCAUGCAAAACCCAUUGCAGAGCUCCCUCUGCUGGGGUAAGUUUGUUAUUGAUGUUUAGUGUGAAAGGGCGCUGGAAAUAAUUUGCCUAUGAACCUAACAUAGCCUUUUUGAAUAUUUUGCCUCAGUCUGCAGUGCAGCAGAAGUACGGCUGCUUUUAUCUCAAGUGAUCCUAGUUAAUCAAGGUUUCCAUGUUUAUAUAUUCCAUCAAUCUCACUCUAAAAGCUCUAAAAUAUCUAAUUUCCUAAAAUGUGUGAAUAUUGCCGACACUUGAAUUACUUAAAGUACGUUUCUGUGACUGAAAGUCUACUGUGAAACUGAGCAUGCUGUGCAGUAAAGUUAGAUCUAACCAUAUACCUUUUAAGAAAAAGAAGCCUUUGAAAUAAGUACUUGAGGUUAUUGUAUUUUUAACAAAGUCCCCCCCAACAAAAAAACAAAGUUAAUGCAGUUUAUUUUUUCAAGCUGUUCAUUCUAGAGAUCUACUCUGUAACAAAAUCACUUCAACAAACCAGUGGCUGUUGUUUUCCUCUAAACUUAACUCAUCAUUUUUAUCCAUGUUUUCAAUAAUGAAAGGUAUAACAGCAUUUUUUUUCUUUUUAACAUCGUCUUUAUGUCCACAGCAAAUGAUUUGAAGUCAAUAUUUAGGAAUACUGUUUCUAUUAUCCUCUGCAGUUUGCCAAGGUACAACAGCAAACUCUUUGAGCUACAUACUUUGAUUAAUAAAGCAGAAAAGGUACAUUUUACACUGGUGCAAAGAGGCUCAGGUGAAUGAUUGCAGUGUGACAUUUUAAUGAUUAAUCUGUCUGUUCCUUUUGUGCUGGACAUACAUGUUGACUAUUUUCUACUGCUGUUGUCACCGAGACAUUAAUAAUGUAUGCAUCUUUGAGGGUGUAUUCUGUUUUCCAGACUUGACCUCUGAGUUAAGAUGGCCUUACAGCAAAAAAAAAAAGACAUUUAGACUGUAUUUUCAGUCUUUCCCCCAUUUUCCUUUAUUACUAGUAGUUAUUUGUUCUAUGAUACAUUUUCUAAUGUAAGCACGCCCCUCCUCUUUCUCCGCCAUAAUACUCAAUCAGUUUUGUGCAUAUUUUCUUUUUUUAUUCAUUUCCUUUUUUGUUUUGUUUUUUACAUGCUUUUGAAAAAAAUAAAAUAAAAUGCUGGUGUUGAAAUAAUACAUUUUGCUUU